AUGGCUGUUCGAUCAUCCUCUACCAAUUUCAUCUCAUCAGAGUCUUCUUCUUCCAGUGACUCCGGCACCAUCCACAACCAAAAGUAUAGAUACGAUGUGUUUCUUAGUUUCAGAGGUCCUGACACCCGCAACUCUUUUGUUGAUCAUCUCUACUCUCAUCUCAGCCGAAAGGGCAUUUUCGUCUUUAAAGAUGACCAGAAGCUCCACAAAGGAGAAUCCAUUUCAUCACAGCUUCUACAAGCAAUUAAAGAUUCUCGGGUUUCUAUCAUCGUCUUUUCUCAAAAUUACGCCUCCUCAACAUGGUGUUUGGACGAAAUGGCCGCUGUAGCUGAUUUCCAACAGCAAUCCAACCAAACUGUUUUCCCUGUUUUCUAUGAUGUGGAUCCAUCUGAUGUGAGAUAUCAAAACGGGGUAUACGAAAACUCCUUUGUUUUACACACAGAAAAAUUCAAAGAAGAUCCAGAUAAGGUUGAUAGAUGGAAGAGAGCUAUGAACGGUUUUGCCAAUUCAGCUGGUUGGGAUGUCAGAAACAAGCCAGAAUUUGAAAUAAUUGUAGAAAUUGUUGAAGAGGUAAUAAAAACAAUGGGUCACAAAUUCUCUGGGUUUGUUGAUGACCUUAUUGGGAUACAACCAGGUGUACAAGAAUUAGAAGAUAAAUUAAGAUUAAGGUCAAACAUUGAUGAUGUUCAAGUUUUAGGAAUAUGGGGGAUGAGUGGAAUAGGAAAGACAACGCAUGCUGCUGCCUUGUAUGAUAAAAUCUCUCAUAGGUUUGAUGGUAGUUGUUUCAUUGAGAAUGUGAGUAAACUUCAUAGGGAUGGUGGCCGUACUGCUGUACAUAAACAGAUUAUUAGUCAAACUUUUCCCGGAGAACGUCUUGAUACAGAUGAUCCUGUUAAAAUCUCAGGAAUUGUAAAACAUAGGCUACACAAUAUGAAGGUUCUUGUUGUUCUUGACAGUGUUGUUGAUUCAGAGCUUUUAGAUGAUUUGGCGAUAAAACCUGAAUUGUUUUUCAAAGGAAGUAGAAUGGUUAUUACCACCACAGAUGAGCACAUUCUAAAAGCGUACAAAGCUCCUGUAAUAAUCCACAAGGUUUCAUUAUUGAAUGAUAAUGAUGCUCGUACAUUGUUUUGUACAAAAGCCUUCAAAAGUGAAGAGCAAAGUAGUAGUUGUGCAGAGAUGAUUCCUGAGGUACUCAAAUAUGCCCAAUGUCUUCCAUUGGCAAUUAGAGUAAUGGGUUCUUUCUUGUGUACUCGAGAAGCUUUUGAAUGGAAACAGGUCUUGGAUAGAUUAAAGAAGAGUCCAGAUAAUAAAAUUAUGGGUGUACUUCAAAUAAGUGUUGAUGGACUACAAUACGAGGAAAAAGAAAUAUUUUUACACAUUGCAUGUUUUUUUAAAGGGGAGAGGGAGGAUUAUGUUAAGCGAAUUCUAGACUGUUGUGGAUUAUACUCUCAAAUUGGAAUUAAAAGACUCAUUGAGAAAUCACUCAUCACUAUUAGAGAUCAAGAAAUUCUUAUACAUGACAUGUUACAAGAAUUGGGAAAGAAAAUGGUUCGCGACCAAUCUCCCGAAGAACCAGGAUCACGAAGUAGAAUAUGGCUUCAUAAAGACUUCUUUCACGUUUUGACGACAGAAACGGGAACAGAGCAUGUGAAAGCCAUAGUUCUAGAUAAAAAAGAAGAUAUCUCCGAAUGUAGUGUUGAUGGAUUGUCAAAAAUGAAGAAGCUUACAUUACUCAUAUUAUAUCACAACAACUUUUCAGGAAGCCUCCAUUAUCUUUCUGACAGGCUGAAAUAUCUAUUGUGGCAUGAUUAUCCUUUUGCUUCUCUGCCACCAUAUUUUACAGCCUCAAAUCUUGUGGAAUUGAAUAUGCCUAAUAGUCGCAUAAAACGUUUAUGGGAAGGUCGCAAGAGUUGUCCCUAUUUGAAAAGGAUAGAUUUAAGCAAUUCCAUCUUCCUAACUGAAACUCCGGACUUUUCUGGAAUCGUAAAUCUUGAAAGGCUAGAUCUUUCUGGAUGUACAAAUUUAUUACAAGUUCAUUCAUCAAUGGGAUUUCUAAAAAAUCUAGCUUUCUUGAAUUUGCGAUAUUGUUGCAGUCUUGUUAUGAUCACCUUUCAUUGCGUGACCGACAUGCGUUCUCUGAAAGUUCUACAUCUCUCGGGAUGUAAUAAACUUGAAAGCACCCCAGAUUUUACAAGGACGCCAAAUCUUGAGUACCUUGACAUGGAUGAAUGUACAAGUUUAUCUUCUAUUCAUGAAUCUAUUCGAGUCCUUUCAAAUCUUACAUUCUUCAGUUUAAGAGGCUGCACAGAGCUUGACAGUAUACCAGCUGAAAUUAAUUCUUUAGCAUCUCUUCAAACUCUAGAUUUAUGCGGUUGUUCGAAACUCAAUCCGAAACUUGAUCCCAAUUUAAAUUCACGGGAACUUUGGAUUCGGAGAGGGGCUGCUCGUGAUCUGCCCUUAUCAUCCGAUUUAAAAUCUUUGAUUUUUUUGGACCUAGGCUCUUGCAAUCUAUAUGCAUUACCUGGUGCCAUUGGAGAGUUAAGGUGCUUGGAAAGACUGAAUUUACAGGGAAACAAUUUGACUUCAAUACCUGGCUCAAUCAGGAAGCUUCAUUGUCUAGCAUAUUUAAAUUUGUCUCAUUCUAGUUUGCUUCGAGCUCUUCCUCACCUUCCAAUGGGAGGAGCCACAUCAGGGGGGAAGUAUUUUAAAACAGUAUCUGGAUCUCGUGAUCAUAGGUCAGGCUUAUAUCUUUUUUAUUGUCCCAUGAAGGUUCACACAUCGUUCAAACCUGGGAUUUGGAGUUUGGAGCUUGUCUGGUUUUUCAGACUAAUUCAGGAACCCUAUCAUUUUCGAUGUGGCUUUGACAUUGUUAUUCCUUGGGGUUUGAAAAUUCCACGGUGGUUCAGUGACACAUUUGAAGGGGACUCCAUUAAAAGGAUAGUAAAAUUUAACGUGACCGAAGACUGGUUUGGCUUUGCCUUUUGUGUUAUAUUUGAGCUAAACAAUGAUCCUGGGGUUGCUAGUUCUUCCUCGCAGUCACAUCCGUUUUAUCUUUCUUUUGAAAGUGAAUAUACAGAAGAAUACUUUGAUAUGCCACUUAGUUUGAAUGUGAACCAGACUAAUGAAUCAAAGAAGCAUAUUUGGAUCAUUUAUAUAUCUCGAGAACACUGUCAUUUUGUGAAAACAGGAGCACAUAUCACAUUUAAAGCCGAGCCAUGUGUGAAGAUCUAUGCAUGGGGAAUGAGGAGUAUAUUCAGGCAAGACGUACCUGCCUUUGAAAUGAUGAAACUAGGAAAUCCUUUUCCACUCCAAACCGAUGUACACCGUCCUUACUUUGGUUCUGUGGAAAAGAGCAACACCAACUCUGGUCCUAAAUUCCAGCUUCCUUACAAUUGGUUACUCUCAGAAGAAGACAAAGAUGAGAAAGUUAGUGUAGAAGUCAAAGAAAACAAUUUGUCUCAUGCGGGGCUUUAA
Molecule: messenger RNA, 3474 nt
Organism: Sphenostylis stenocarpa
Lineage: Eukaryota; Viridiplantae; Streptophyta; Magnoliopsida; Fabales; Fabaceae
Source: the annotation of a GenBank genome assembly